AUGUUUCCAUUACCAAUUACAACAGAAAAGCCAACAGAAAUUUUAGAAUGCGAUGAAAAAACUCCAGAUUCACAUGUCGCAAGAGAUGCACGAUUAAUUCGUUUAACGGGAAUUCAUCCAUUCAAUUGUGAACCACCAUUAAAACUUCUAUAUGAUCAUGGCUUUUUAACUCCAACUGAAUUAUGGUUUGUUCGUAAUCAUGGACCUGUUCCAAAUGUAUCUGACGAAGAUAUUUCUAAUUGGACGAUUUAUAUUGAGGGAAUGAUUGAAAAGCCCAUGUCAUUUACACUGAAUGAACUUUUCAAAUUUCCUCAAAUAACAAUUCCAGUCACAAUGGUUUGUGCAGGAAAUCGACGUAAAGAACAGAAUAUCAUACGAAAAGGCCAUGGAUUUAAUUGGGGAAGUGCUGCCGUUAGCACAGCUUUAUUUACUGGAGUCUUAAUAAAUGAAAUUCUUCAAUUAACUAAACCAAAAUUGGAAGCAAAAUACAUGUGGAUGGAAGGAAUUGAUCAACUCCCGAAUGGUCAUUAUGGAACAAGUAUUCGUUUAUCAACUGCAAUGAAUCCAUCGAUGGGUGUCAUGUUAGCUUAUAAAAUGAAUGGUGAACUCUUAAGACCUGAUCAUGGACGUCCUCUUCGUAUUGUGAUUCCUGGACAUAUUGGUGGAAGAAGUGUUAAAUGGUUAAAACGAAUUAUUCUCAGUGAUAAACCAAGUGAUAAUUGGUAUCAUAUUUACGAUAAUCGAGUUCUACCAACAAUGGUAACACCUGAAAUAGUGGAAGAUGAUAAAUCUUGGUAUAAAGAUGAACGAUAUGCUUUAUACAAUCUUAAUAUUCAAAGUGUCAUUUGUUAUCCGACUCAUGAUGAGACAAUUGAAAUUGAAGAAGAGAAAUAUUAUCAUAUUCGUGGAUAUGCUUAUAAUGGAGGUGGAGUACGUGUUGGAAGAGUCGAAAUCUCUCUUGAUCAAGGUCAAACAUGGAAAUUGACAACGAUUAACUAUCCUGAAGAUCUUUAUCGAGAAAUAAAAUCAGAUGAAGAACUGUUCGGUGGAAAAUUAGAUAUGUCACAUCGAGAAAAUUGUUUUUGUUGGUGUUUUUGGAAUAUCGAAGUUUCAAUAAACGAACUUUCAAAAGCAAAAGAUAUUCUCGUUCGUGCAAUGGAUGAAUCAAUGAAUAUUCAACCACGAGAUAUUUAUUGGAAUCUUCUCAGUAUGUUAAAUAAUUGUUGGCAUCGGAUAACAAUUACAAAACAAGAUAAUACAAAUCAAUUAUUAUUUGAACAUCCAACAAUACCUGCUUUGACAAAAGGUGGAUGGAUGGAAAAAGUGAAAGAACAAGGGAGAAAUCUUAUCGAUGGAUUUUGGGGAUCACAAAAUGAGAUUUCUACUGAAUAUCUAUCAUCGAAUAUUAAGAUGACAAAUGAUUCAAUAACAGAAAUCAUCACUGAAGAAGAAUUAUCCAAACAUAAUACAAAUGAUGAUACAUGGAUUGCGAUCAAUGGAAACGUUUAUGAUGUAACUCGAUAUUUAAAAGAACAUCCCGGUGGUACAAAUUCGAUUUUAUUAUCAAGUGGUGCGGAUGCUUCCGAAGAUUUCUUAGCUAUUCAUAGUGAUCAUGCAAAAUCAUUAUUAACACAAUAUCACAUUGGAAUUCUUCAGACAAAUUCAAACAAUGUCACUCAACGAGAAGUAUUUCUUUCACAAAAGCAAUGGAGAAAAGCCAAAUUACAUAAGAAAAUCAAUGUUAAUCAUGAUACGGUACUUUUUACAUUUACAUUGGAACAUUCGAAACAAAGGUUAGGUGUACCAGUGGGAAAACAUUUAUUUAUUCGAUGUUUCACUGAAUCACAUACAAAACUGGUUCGAGCAUAUACACCAAUAUCUGAACCAAAUCAAUGUGGAACAUUUGAUUUACUUAUUAAAUUAUAUCGAACACCGAAAGCUGCGAGAAUGUCUUUAUGUAUCAAUGCAUUGAAAAUAGGUGAUACAGUUGAAUGUAAAGGACCAUUUGGAGAUUUUGAAUAUCAUCAGAAUAAAAUCUUUUCAAUUCACGGCAUCGAGAGAAAGAUUAAUAAACUGACGAUGAUUGCUGGUGGAAGUGGAAUUACGAGAAUUUAUCAAAUAUUUCAACAUGCCUUUCGAGAUCAUAUUCAAUGUAAUUUAAUUUAUUUCAAUAAAACAGAAAAAGAUAUUCUUUUACAUGAUGAACUUCAAUCUUUAAAACAAGUUCAAUUUAUUAUUACACGUUUAAAUACAAAUUCCAAUCAACAUUUAACUCGAAAUCAAAUACAAGAUGUUCAUGAUGGUUUAUUACUUUGUUGUGGUCCACCUGACAUGUCUGAUGAUGUUUAUAAACUUGCAAACGAUGCUGGAUGGAAUGUCAAUGAACAAUUUAUUCGUUUUUAA
This is a messenger RNA of Adineta ricciae, 2403 nucleotides long. The record is from the annotation of a GenBank genome assembly. NCBI's taxonomy places the organism in Eukaryota, Metazoa, Rotifera, Eurotatoria, Adinetida, Adinetidae.